AUUUUCGACUCUGUGGGAGUGGUCUCUCUCUCCCCCUCUCUACCCUAAAACACACUCACCCACUUCCUCUGUAUAAACCUCUCUCUCUCUCUCUCUCUCUCUCUCCUCUCUUCUUCCUCCCCCUCUCUCUCUCCUGCCAUGAAAAUCGCAGUUCCUCAGAGACACAACCUCCUCAGAAAUAAUCUCACAUCUUUGAUGACUUUUGCUUCCUUUCACUUUAUUAUUGUCCGAACGCUCUGAAAACAUUUUCUGAGACCAAAAACAAACGAAUUAAAAGAGAGACUAUUUAAUAACAUAAACACACAAAAACCAAAAACCGAACUCCCCAUGGCCGAGAAUCUCGCUUGUGGUGAGACCAGCGAGUCAUGGAUCAUUGACAACGACGACGAUGAAACCAACUCUGGCGGCGGAUUUAUGAAUAAUCAUCAACUUUUCGGUAAAGACGACAACUUUGGCGGCAACGGAUCAAUUCCGAUGAUGGGUUCUUCUUCGACUUCGUUGAGACAAGACAGAAUCAGAGAGAUGCUGGAGAAAGAGAUUGAGUUUUGCCCUGGAGCUGAUUAUGUUAAGAGAUUGCGUUCUGGUGAUUUGGAUUUGUCUUUUAGAAACCAAGCUUUGGAUUGGAUUUUUAAGGCUUGUGCUCAUUACCAUUUUGGACAUCUGUGCAUUUGUCUAUCCAUGAACUACUUGGAUCGGUUCUUAACAUCCUAUGAAUUGCCAAAAGACAAGGCUUGGGCUGUUCAGUUACUAGCUGUCUCUUGCUUAUCAUUAGCAGCCAAAAUGGAAGAAACAGAUGUGCCUCAAAUUGUUGAUUUACAGGUGGGAGAUCCCAAGUUUGUUUUUGAGGCCAAAACAAUUAAAAGGAUGGAGCUUUUGGUACUCAACACAUUGAAUUGGAGAUUGCAAGCUAUAACUCCAUUUUCUUUUAUUGAUUAUUUCGUCGACAAGAUCAGCAAUCACGUGUCAGAGAAUUCGAUCUAUAGAUCAUCACGAUUCAUCUUGAACACCACCAAAGAAAUUGAAUUCUUAGACUUCAGGCCUUCUGAGAUAGCAGCAGCAGCGGCAGUGUCUGUUUCCAUUUCAGGAGAAACAGAAUGCAUUGAUGACGAAAAGGCAAUGUCUAAACUCAUAUACGUUAAACAGCAGGAGAGAGUGAAGAAAUGUUUGAAUCUGAUGAGAAGUCUCACAGGAGAGAAUGUGUCGGGAAAUAGUUUAUUGCAGGGGGAGCAGCCGCGAUUAGAGGCAAGAGUGGUGCCGCAUAGUCCAAUUGGAGUGUUGGAAGCAACAUGUUUGAGCUAUAAGAGUGAAGAGAGAACAGUUGAGUCAUGUACAAAUUCCUCACAGAGUAGUCCAGACAACAAUAAUAAUAAUAGCAACAACAACAACAACAACAACAACAAGAGGAGGAGAAAACAAUGAGAGAGAAUAAAAAAAGAGUCAUCAUAUACAUUGCUUUUUCCAACUCCAAUCCAUAAGAGUCAUGACAUUUGAGGUUCCUUUUAUUUUUGGUUUAUUCCUUCUUCUUUUCUUUUUUUUUUACAUAAAUUUUUCUCUUUAAUUUCUCAUUUUCAAUCAGAAAAAUUGGAUUGAAAAUGAGAGUUUUUUUGUGAGAGAGAAAAAAAAUAAGAAAAAAAAAUAAGAGAGAGAGGGCUCUUUUCAAGGCGGCAAAAUUAAUAAGUAUUUACUGAUGAU
Camelina sativa (false flax) is the source of this 1692-nucleotide messenger RNA. Its product is annotated as cyclin-D2-1. Lineage: Eukaryota; Viridiplantae; Streptophyta; Magnoliopsida; Brassicales; Brassicaceae. The record is from RefSeq and is a predicted model, not a curated record.